This is a messenger RNA of Folsomia candida, 2150 nucleotides long. RefSeq lists its product as uncharacterized. The transcript is spliced from 2 exons. The coding region runs from base 364 to 1899 and encodes 511 amino acids. The record is from RefSeq and is a predicted model, not a curated record. NCBI's taxonomy places the organism in Eukaryota, Metazoa, Arthropoda, Collembola, Entomobryomorpha, Isotomidae.
AUUGCAGAUCGAUCGCAUACUGAGAUGAGAUAUGGAUGAGAUUCAGAUUAUUCGCAUUUUCAUGUCAUGGGAGAAGUUGGGAAUGUUAUGCUCUUGAUGGCUUGUUGACAGCGGGUGUUCAAUUCACAUGAUGUCAUUUUUAACUUCAAACUUGAAGUGUACAGUCAGUGGGAUUUCUAAUAAUUUCUACUAUUUACAAUGUGUAACAUUUUGUUUAAGUCGAUUCAGCGGUAGAGUAAGUCGCGUCACCUGCUCGAUAUUGGGAGUCGAGGAGCAAUAGGUUUCAAUUAGUUUUAAAUAUCGUAUUAGUUAUUUAGAUUCAAUAUUUUUGUAACUCUUCCCUUCAAUAGUUUAUUUUCUAUAAUGGACAUUACUGUUGAAAUAUUAGCCACAUCUGUGCCCGUAUCAAGGGAAAAUUUACGAUAUAAAGUCAAGACAUGGUGGGCUCAUGUGGACGUUGAGGACAACGAAACUAUAGUCAAACUUCCCAGCCUUCCAAUGAUUCAGACGUUUUACGACAUCAACGACCGUGAAACGACAGUCUUUGUGGAAAUGUGGUAUUCCAAUUCUGACAUGUUUCCAGUGGGGGCGAUGAGGUUUCUUGGGUUGGUGAAGCAGCGAGUGGAUAACCAAUUGAGGAAGCCAGCAUGGAAUCCAACUGUUGAGUGGCUGGAGGUGUAUGAUCCAAUUGAAGACAUUGUUCGUGGUCGACUCUUGUUAAAAAUUGAUGCAAAAUUUGUUCCGUCGUCAGAAAUGCCACACCAAUCUCUACAUCCAUGCAUCAAUCCGGACUCCCGACUGAAUUCAUCAUAUUUUAAUAACUCUCAAUGCGAAUCGACCGUUAUUUCUCAUAAGGGAAACCAUGAACAAAUACAUCAUAAUACUAAUAAUGUUGAGUCGUCAAGAACCAGUGUUGCCUCUAUAAAUUCGCCAAUAACUACUUGUGAAAAGAUUCCAGAUCAACAGAGCCACGAAGAUAAUGACCAUCUACAAGCGUAUCAGGUUCACAACAAAAACCCAAAUUUCCAGAAAGAUAUAGACUUAGAUUUAGAAUAUGUAAAAGCACAGUUAAAUUUAGCUGUCAAAGAUCGUGAGCGUAACAGGAAAUUGUUGGAGGAACAGGGAGAGCAACCAAAAGGGUUAGCUAGUGGUAGAAAGUCGAACAAAAAUCUGCCAGAAUUCGGAGACUUAAGUCCAGUUCAAACUUCGACAUCGUCAAGACGCUGUUACUACAAACCAAAAAAUCCUGUAUCCAUUAUUCAACAAGAAGAUAGUUAUGAGGCGGAUGACUCUGAAGUUGAUGAUGUAAUCCACCUUUUAAACCAGCAAAUUAAGCCCAUAAAUCAGAAUGUUGCCAGUAGUAUGCAAAACUCGGAAAUCGACAUUAGGACAGAACGCUUGAUUAAUAAUAUGCAGAAGCUUGAAAAUCUUCAACAUGAAAUGAAGCAUCUGGGGUCUCAGAAACCCUUUAUUUCUGGUGCUGAAAGGGGUUCUACAAUUGAGACCAAGAAAAAUAGCCACAUUAUUAGUCCUCCAAAAAGACCAGAAGGCGGUGGUGGUGGUGCUGAUAGCAGCAUAGUAAAUUCAAAUCCGACCAUUGCACAUCAAAUAUAUAACGACGAUAUGACCAUUUACGGAUGUGGUUUGCACGUGCAGCCGAAAUCUGGAAAUCCCAUAAAAAAAGGACCCCCUGUCCCAAAAACCUCUUUGCUUUAUAAAUCCGUUCAUGUGAAUCAAGCCCAGUCUACAAGUAAUGCAGGACAUAAUUCAAAUCCCAUUUCUGCAAGCGUGCAUAAUUCUGCAGGGGGUGAUAAGAAUCUCUCUAAUCUACAGCUUCCACCAAUAAGUCGUAAAUGUGCUGCAAAAUUUGACCAAGUCCAGUCAAUUCCAAAUCGAUAAGUUGUCUGCUUUAAAUGCGAAUGUUUGAAUUAUGACAUACAUAUUUUGAGGUAUGUGAUAAUGUAGGAAUCAAGUUUAAAAUGUCCAAAAUGCGCCUAUAUUUUUUAAGAAAUACUUUGUGAUGAACUAGUAACUUUAAUUUUAAUCAUAUCAUGAAACGGAAUUGUAGUGUACCCAUAUUUUUUAAUUUGUACGGAAUAACUUGUGCAGAAUAAGUAAAAUAUGCCGAUGAGCAUAACUUACUAUUUUAA